UGGGUGGUUUUCACUUUUGAUUGAGGGAACCCUUCUCUUCUAACAGUUAUUUCCCAUCUCUCUCCCUCUCUGCUUCUCUCACGGGGUUGGCGGAUCUCUCUUUCCCUCUCCGUUCUCUUGCCCCUCUCUCUCUCUAUCUCUAUAUCGCAUCAGAUUAUGACGCAUGAAUGUUCCCGGCCCUUUUCUUGGUGAUCUCUGUCGCGUUCUAUUUCAAUGGGUUGUGAAGUCAGUUUGUGUUUUACAUUUUCCCUUUUGAGACUUGGUGUACAAUGGUUUAGCCAUGAUGCCAACUUUGGUUGGGAUUACAAGGGGAAUAGUAUUAUAGUUGGUAGAAGAAUGUGAUUAUCAGGAGGAAUUAUUGGAGGAGAUUGUGGUUGAUUUUUCAAUUCUUUGGGGACCCAUUUUUGUGGAUUCCUCAAUUGUUUGUUGGUGAUUUGCGGUGUGAUGGAUUAUCUUCCAGUGGAGGUGAUUGGUAAUAUUCUUUCACAUCUUGGAGCUGCAAGGGACGUCGUAGUAGCCUCUGCAACGUGUAGGAAGUGGCGUGAAGCUUAUUGCAAGCACCUUCGCACCCUUUCCUUCAAUUCGGAUGAUUGGUCUGUGUAUCGGGACUUAACUACAAGUAGGCUUGAGAUUCUGAUUACACAAACACUUUUUCAAACUACCGGUUUACAGGGAUUAUCUAUAUUAAUGGAUGAUGUGGAUGAGUUCUCGGCUGCAACUGUAAUUGCGUGGCUCAUGUAUACCAGGGAAACGUUGAAAUGGUUGUUUUAUAAUGUUCGCACCUCCCCGAAUGUCAACAUUCUUGAAAUAUGUGGGAGACAGAAGCUGGAAAUGUUGGUCCUUGCUCACAAUUCAAUCACAGUGUUUGAACCUAAUUAUCAGAUGUUCCAUUGCCUCAAAUCCCUUUCUUUAAGUUAUGUCAGUAUUUCAGCAUUAGAUCUGAAUUUGUUAUUGACGGCUUGCCCAAAGAUUGAAAUGUUAGCCCUAGUGAAUCCCGAGAUUGCAAUGUCUGAUGCACAGGUAAUUGUGGAGCUAAAUAGUGCAACAUUGAAGAGUAUCUACAUUGAAGCAGUAACUUUAGACAAAUUUAUAUUAGAAGCAGAUGUCCUCGAAAUUUUGCACAUCAAAGACUGUGCCCUCGAACUUUUUGAACUGAUUGGAAAAGGAACUUUGAAGCAUUUCAAGAUUGAUGAUGUUAGUGUUAUACAUCUUGAUGUCGGUGAGGCUGUUGAUAAUCUUGAGACUGUAGAUGUCAGCAAUUUCACUAUUAUUUGGUCCAAAUUCUAUCAAAUGAUUUCAAAGUCAUCCAAAUUAAGAAGGCUACGGCUCUGGGAUGUAGUAUUUGAUGACGAGGAUGAGAUUGUAGAUUUAGAAACAAUAGCUGUUUGUUUCCCACAGCUUACCCAUCUUUCAUUAAGUUAUGAUCUCAGAGAUGACUUGAGGGAUGGCGCUCUUCUUUAUGGUUGGCAAGGCUCAACUUCUUUAGAGCAUGUAUUGGUAUUGGAGCUUGGAUGGACUGUAAUUAAUGAUCUUUUUACACAUUGGGUUGCUAGUCUACUUCAAAGAUGCCCCAACCUUCUGAAGCUAAUCAUUCAUGGAGCGAUUUCGGAGACAAAGACACAUGAAGAGUGCCAAACAUUGGCAAACUUAACCUCUUCUGUUGUUGAGUUAAUGAGAAGAUACAUACAUGUAGACGUACAGUUUGAAUAUGAGUAAAUAUAGGCACAUACAGGAAUCCACAAAAAUCAAGCUCGAAUAUAAAAUAGCAUAUGAGGUUAGGCAGGUACUUACUGCUUUGAAGCCUGUGCUUCCUUUUUGUACUGUAUACUUGUUUGAAAUUCUUUGAUAAUGAAGUAGAAUAGUUUGUCCAUGAAA
Messenger RNA from Ipomoea triloba (trilobed morning glory), 1875 nucleotides. RefSeq names its product F-box/LRR-repeat protein At1g67190-like. Gene Ontology annotation, molecular function: protein binding. The record is from RefSeq and is a predicted model, not a curated record. The coding region runs from base 445 to 1716 and encodes 423 amino acids. The transcript has 2 exons. NCBI's taxonomy places the organism in Eukaryota, Viridiplantae, Streptophyta, Magnoliopsida, Solanales, Convolvulaceae.